Frieseomelitta varia is the source of this 1683-nucleotide messenger RNA. RefSeq lists its product as uncharacterized. The transcript is spliced from 2 exons. The record is from RefSeq and is a predicted model, not a curated record. NCBI's taxonomy places the organism in Eukaryota, Metazoa, Arthropoda, Insecta, Hymenoptera, Apidae. The coding region runs from base 492 to 758 and encodes 88 amino acids.
CGUGUCAGACGUGCUUGAGGUAGGACGCGCGACGUUCUCGUCUACGUUUCACCUCGUGCGUCCUCUAUCUUUCUCUCUCUCUCUCUCCCUUCCCUUCCCUCCCCUCUUGUUGUCGCGGGGUUAUUGAAGGCCAACGUGUCCGUUCCACGUGCGCGACGCGCACAUCCACACAACGCACCUUCGUUUCCGCUCUUCAGUCGGUUUCCGCAUUGAGAGAAGACGUCACGUGCAGCACACCGCGUCUUGUCCGCUGCCUCGCAUUCACAGGGUAGCAGAGACACCUCCUCUCGGCGGUGGUACCAACGAAUCGCGAGCCUUCGACCAUUUUUCGAAAAGGACGAGAGCCGCUCCAGUUCGCCUGAGGAGAGACGAGAAACAGGGUGCGAUACCUGAAGCGAGAGAAGACCGAAAAAUCGUGGUAGCCGGCAGAAAGACGACGCACGAAGACGACGAGAAAACGAAAGGAAACGAAGAGAGGAGAGUGAAACGAAAUGAUGACUCGCAUGCUGCUGCAGGAACCUGGCUGGAAGAUGGAGAGGAAAGGUUCGGCGUUGUUGCUACGCAGGGACAGCUUGCAUCUGAAGAGCGGCCGAGUCUGUUUCCGCUGCGACGUCGAGGUCCGUGAAUUUGAGCGUGACGAGGAUUACAUGAUCGAGGCGGAACCGGAGGCAACUGCCAGCGCGCUGGCAAUGUGUGCCAGUUGCCUGGCCGCUCUCUGCGUGACCGUGAUUCUACCGUGGCUGUUGAUCGGUGGUUAAACACGCCUCGGUGAACCGACCGUCUUGGGGUAAGGGGGGUGUCGGGCGAGGCGUGUUAACCUCUGGCAAAACGGAAGUCGUCCCGAGGAAUCGUCGACUAGAAGAGGAGGACAAUUCCUCGACUCGGAGGGAACUCUGAGGGGCUGCAGGAAGUCCGAAUGGAGAUCGCUCUGGCAGAUGAGAAAAAAGGACACGAGGAGGAUCGGCAAUGGAUUUAAGGAUUCGUUCGAAGAGACUCACGGAGACACGAUGUGGCAACCGAUACGAGUUCCUAAAUGGUAGUUUUAGCCUUUAAUUUUUAGUCACUUGUGUAAUUAUUUAUGUAAUUGAUUUAUGGCUUCAGAUAAAAGGAAAAUACGGCGUUUGACAUCCUUUUUCUUUCUUUUUUUUUUCCUUCGACGAUUAACGAAAAGGAAGAAAGACUCGGGGUUAAUAUUAUUCGAAAAUUCUACGUGGCAACAAUUUUGUUGAAACGAGUGUCUCCAAAUUUUAUAUACUGGUUCUUUAUGUAAUUAUUCACGUAAUCGGUGUGGCUUGAAAUGAAAGAAAAAUACGACGUUUGACAUUCUUUUUCUUUCUUUCUUUUUUUUUUUUCCUUCGACGAUUAACGAAAAGGAAGAAAAACUCGGGGUUAAUAUUAUUCGAAAAUUCUACGUGGCAACAAUUUUGUUGAAACGAGUGUCUCCAAUUUUUACAUACUGGUUCUUUAUGUCAUUAUUCACGUAAUCGGUGUGGCUUGAAAUGAAAGAAAAAUACGAAGAUUAAUGAAAAGGAGUUCCGAGUCGAAAGACUCAGGGUUAAUAUUGCUCCAAGAUUCGACGUGGGAACACGUUAUUUCUAAACGAAGUUGAACGUUUCAACAAAUCCAUCGAUUGUUUGUACAACUUGGUCACUUUGAAAUGUAAAAAUAUACGAAAGAAACUUU